ACAGCUUUGGUAGUUAAAUAUUGAGGGUGUUCCUGGGGUCCUAGCCAGGUAGUGGUUGGUCGUGAAGAGAUUUCACCCGUUGCCGUUGUAAUAUAGACCACUCCCUUCCUUAGACUUCAAGCAGAAAAGCUGUAUUCUUACGAGCUAGUCAUUCCCUUGUGUAUACGCUCUUUCAAAUUCACCACAGACCACCCGCUCGUGGAACAAAAUUGUGCCCUUCCUGCCUUGGAAAUUGUGCAAUGCGGGUUACUACGAUUCUCGGUUUUCUCUUUGCAAUCAUUCCUUUCAGUUUUGCCAGCACUCAUGGGAAUCACUGGGGCAGACGUCACCAAGAACUUGCCAUUCGCGCCAGGGGCGAUGUAGAUGUCCAAAAACGUUCCUUCGAUAACUCUCGGUUCACCUUCUAUGAUGUCGGCCUGGGUGCAUGUGGAGACACCAAUGUUGCCAGUGACUUCAUCGUGGCGCUAAAUGUCGAUCAGUACGGCAGUGGAUAUCCUGGUCCAAUGUGCUUCUUGUCAAUUACGAUUUCUUAUGGGGGAAAAACAGCCCAGGCUGUUAUCAUGGAUGAGUGUAUGGGCUGCCCUUAUGGUGGACUCGACUUCUCUCGCGGUCUUUUCGACUACUUCGCAUCCGAGUCAGAAGGUGUUAUCUAUGGGUCAUGGUGGUUCAAUAGCGGAAGUGAUACUACGUCUACCAGCUGGACCCCUACUACCACCUCUACGUCCUGGACUCCUGACCCUACCACGUCUUGGACCCCAACGACGACAUGGACCCCUACCACGACCUGGACACCAACGACGACAUGGACACCCACCACGUCUUCAUAUACUCCCACUUCCACUUCCACCUCAUCGACCUCUACCACCUCUAGUUAUGCUACUUCCAGCUCUUCGGCCUCUACGACCAAUUACAGCUCAGGUGUGGCCAGUGGGAUUGCUGUUCCCACUGGGACCGCUGUUGUGGCUGCGCCAAACAGCGCCAACCCCCAGAAUCUUUUGGUCAUGAAUCAAGCUUUGGUUGAUAUCGGCGUCAUGUUAGCAGCUGAGGAGGGCAUUUAAGUUUGCCCUAAAACGUUUCAUCUGGUCACGGAAUGCAGGACGCUGUGUCUAUCUUUAUCAUAAUAUUUUGCUCGGUUUUCUUCACACUUUCCACAAUCUUCUGCGCGUUAAGCUAGUCGAUUUGUCGCAGUGCUGUUUAUACCCUUCUUUUAACACUCCUUUGCAUGAAUACGCUGACUGUGAACUUGCUAGUCAUAUGUUCUCAUAGUCAUGUAAAAUUCAUGUUCUUGUCCUUUUGAGCCGAGCUCAAAUGAAGUUUUAUCGAGCACAAUAGGAACAAGUUGAUACCAUUUACACUUGCAAUACAAGUCUAUACAACAUUGUGAAUCGGUGGAAGA
This is a messenger RNA of Suillus clintonianus, 1396 nucleotides long. RefSeq lists its product as uncharacterized. The record is from RefSeq and is a predicted model, not a curated record. The transcript has 4 exons. Lineage: Eukaryota; Fungi; Basidiomycota; Agaricomycetes; Boletales; Suillaceae. Bases 240 to 1058 code for a protein of 272 amino acids.